AAAGUUGUGGGGGCUGUGUGAGGAUAAUAUUGGAAGUGGGAGGUGGGUAUCCCUCCUCCACUGUCUUUUUUUCAUAUCUCUCUCUCCUCUCUCUCUCUCUCUCUCUCUAAAAGACUUUGCUAAUUGGCCUGCUAGCUGGUCUCCCUCCCCCAGCCUCAGCUCUUUCCCUUUCAGCUGGAGGAGAGAUAGAUGAGAGAGGACUGGAUGAAGGAGGGGAGAGGGAUAUAUAGGCCGGUGUCUUCUGUAGAGAGAGAUUGAGAGCAAAAGGGAAAUAAAGGAACUCUUGCAGGCACUCAACACUGACAUGAGUGAUCUCAUGCUCUUGAUACCUUGGUACUCUUACAUCACCCUUCUUCCUCCUCUCCCCUCCUCAUCCCCCAAGCUCCUCCUGCCUCUUUCUAGCUAGGAUCUUCAACAACCCUCUCUCUCCAAUUCUCUAUCCCCCUAUAGAAAGAAGAAAGAAUAUAGGAGAGAGAGGUGUGAAGCUAGGCAGCAGGCAGCUGAUUUUUCUUAUGUGCAAGAGAGACAGGACGGACAGCACGUGCCGGAGGAGCUCAUGAGCUAGCUGCAUCAAUUCCUGAGGUAACUGACAUAGAGAAAUAGAUAUGAUAGAGGUGAGAGAGAUGGUGAUCGAGGAGGAGGAGGAGGAGGCAGCUGUUCUGCUGAGUGAUGUGCAAAACCACAAGCUUGUGAUCUUGCACUCAUCAAGCUAUUAGUUGAGGAGGAGAAUUUCGUGCACGAAUUAGAGCACAGAGCCAAGGUUUUUGGGGGCGGGGCGUCGUCGACGUAUAGGCGAUGGCGGCGUACUACCACGGCGGCGCCGGCACGGACAUCCAGGCCAGCACCGACGGCCUGCAGACGCUGUACCUCAUGAACCCGAGCUACGCCGGCUACGCGGACGACGGCGGCGCGUCCACGGCGCCGGGGGCGACCAACAUGAUGCUCCUCAACUCGGCCGUGACCACCAUGACGCCGGCGUCCUUCGCCCACCACCACCAGCAGCAGCAGUCGCCGUCGUCGGCCGCGCAUCAUCAGCAGCAGCAGCACUUUGUCGGCAUCCCGCUGCAGGCGCCGCCGUCGGGCUACAACCUGUGGACCCCGGCCACGGUCGCCGCGGACAUGUCGAUGUCGUCGCCAACGCAGGCGCAGACUCCCGGCGGCGCCGCGGCGGGUGGAGUCAGCGCCGUGCUCAGCCUGUCGUCCCGCGAGGCAGCGCCGCCGCCGGUCACGGUGGCCGCGGUGGCCGGCCCCGGCUGCACCGACGAGGCGGGCAAGUACCACCUGGGCGUGUCGGCCACGUCGCAGGGGCAGAUGGUGAUGAGCUCCAAGUACCUCAAGGCUGCGCAGGAGCUGCUCGACGAGGUGGUCAGCGUCAGCAAGGGCGUCGAGGACGCCAACAAGACGACGACCAAGAGCCUGGCGGCGGUGAAGAAGAAGGAGGACUCGGAGGGGGUGUCCGGUGGCGGCACCGAGGACGGUUCCGGCGCAAAGAGCGGCGGCAGCGGCGCGGCGGAGAUGUCCACCGCGGAGCGGCAGGAGCUGCAGAUGAAGAAGAGCAAGCUUAUCAACAUGCUUGACGAGGUGGAGCAGCGGUACCGGCAGUACCACGGGCAGAUGCAGGCGGUGUCGUCGUCGUUCGAGGCGGCGGCGGGCGCCGGGUCGGCGCGGACGUACACGGCGCUGGCGCUGCGCACCAUCUCGCGUCAGUUCCGGUGCCUGCGCGACGCGAUCGCGUCGCAGGUGCGCGCCGCGAGCCGCGCGCUGGGCGAGGACGCGGACGCCGCCGUCGCCGCCGGCGGCCGCACCGUCGGCUCCCGCCUCCGCUACAUCGACCACCAGCUCCGGCAGCAGCGCGCGCUCCAGCAGCUCGGCAUGAUGCAGGGCGGCGCCUGGCGGCCCCAGCGCGGCCUCCCCGAGCGCUCCGUCUCCAUCCUCCGCGCCUGGCUCUUCGAACACUUCCUGCACCCAUACCCCAAGGAUUCGGACAAGAUCAUGCUCGCCAAGCAAACCGGCCUCACCAGGAGUCAGGUGUCGAACUGGUUCAUCAACGCGAGGGUGCGGCUAUGGAAGCCCAUGGUGGAGGAGAUGUACCUGGAGGAGACCAAGGACCAGGACGGAGGCGGCAACGACGAGGGGAAGUCCGGUGGAGGAGGGAGCAAGAGCGGGGACACUGUCGACGGCGUCACGCCGAGGGCGGACGCCAUGUCGUCCAAGUCCGCGGUGGUGCGCGUGGGAGGCGGAGGUGGGGCGGCGGAGAGCGCGUCCACCAACAAGGGCAUCCAUGGCUCCUCCCUGCUCGAGCUCGGCGGCGGUGGCGACCACCAGCAGUCUCACGCGGGGUUCUACGACGACGAUGAAGACGACGGCGACGACGCGAUGGGAAGGAGGCUCAAGAAGGCGCGCGGGGACGAGCCGCCGGCGCCGGCGUUCCACCACGUGCACGACAUGGCCGCGCUGCACGCGCAGGCCGCGGCGGCCGCGAGGCAGCAGCACGAGGAGGUCAGCCACCGGGAGCUGCUCAUGAAGUUCAUGGAGAGCGGCGGCGGCGGUGGCGCCGGAGCGAGGGACCACCACCACCAUCACGACGGCGGCGGGUACUCGCUGUUCGCGCCGGGGCCGUACGGGCAGUUCGCCGCGGAGCCCGCCGCGUUCGCGUUCGCCGGGAACGGCGGGGUGUCGCUGACGCUCGGCCUCCCGCACGGCGCGGCCGGAGGCAGCGCCGCCGAACAGACCGCGUCGUUCCUCAUGGGCAGCACCACGGCCGGCGCCGACAGCGGCAGCCACGGCGCCGGCGCUGGCGGCUACGACAUGAACAUGCAGAGCACCAAGUCGUUCGCGGCGCAGCUCAUGAGGGACUUCGUGGCCUAGCUCGUAGGACACGUAGCAUAGCAGUCGCCCGUCCACGCAAAUUAAUCAAUCUCUCCAUCGAUUAAUUAAUUUAGAGCUUGUAUAGAAAUAAAGGGUUGUUCAAGCCUAAAUAUGCUUUGCAUGUAUAAAGCAGUUAAGCUUGGGCUAUAGGUUUUGGGAAUGUAAAGAUGGGAUAUAUAUCAUGGGGGCGAUGUAUAUAGGUAUAGGAUGAUAGGUAACUAGUAGAUACCCAAACAUUGUACAAGAUUUUAUAUGUAGAUCAUAGGGAUUGGGGGGUAUACAGUAAAAUAUGUGAAAGGGUAUAUUGGAACUGGACUUGGAAGUAAUCUGCAGUAAUUCAGUAUUUGUUUUGCUUACUGUAAA
Sorghum bicolor (sorghum) is the source of this 3231-nucleotide messenger RNA. Its product is annotated as BEL1-like homeodomain protein 1. Gene Ontology annotation, biological process: regulation of transcription by RNA polymerase II. The record is from RefSeq and is a predicted model, not a curated record. The transcript is spliced from 5 exons. Lineage: Eukaryota; Viridiplantae; Streptophyta; Magnoliopsida; Poales; Poaceae. The coding region runs from base 796 to 2868 and encodes 690 amino acids. Gene Ontology annotation, molecular function: DNA-binding transcription factor activity, RNA polymerase II-specific; RNA polymerase II cis-regulatory region sequence-specific DNA binding.